This is a messenger RNA of Aspergillus chevalieri, 2301 nucleotides long. Its product is annotated as putative C2H2 finger domain protein. Gene Ontology annotation, biological process: regulation of transcription by RNA polymerase II. Gene Ontology annotation, cellular component: nucleus. The transcript has 5 exons. Bases 1 to 2301 code for a protein of 766 amino acids. The record is from RefSeq and is a predicted model, not a curated record. NCBI's taxonomy places the organism in Eukaryota, Fungi, Ascomycota, Eurotiomycetes, Eurotiales, Aspergillaceae.
AUGGACGCAUCAUCUCGCAUUUGGGCUUCCUCUAGUCAUGAUCUCCAGGGAAUCAUGCCAGCAAGUUCUUCGCACGAUGAUCCCAUUGAUUUCACUCUAGGCGACCCGACAGCCUUACUCGGCCUGCAUCUCGGUUCGGAUCCCACCGCCAUCGCUUACACACAUACGUCUAUACCUCAAUGUUUACCAUCGCACCCUCAAUUACUCUCUUCGCCCAUUACCGCGUCCCCUGAUUUUUCGCAACACUCCGACCCCCGACGACACUGGGACGCAUGGAACCCGCUACUGGUGACAAAUCCCCAACCACUGUUCAACCUGCCACCGGUGCCCACCGACCUACGUCCAACCUAUUCGUAUCAGCACAGCACGCCGUCUGAAAGUGCUAGUCAAUACAAUAGCAGCUUACAAUCAUCUGACUCGGGAUAUAAGACGCGCUCGACCAUAACAGCCUCGUCCUACGCGGUAGAUACGGCAUCUAGUCCGCAGCUCGCAUCGCCCCAAAGCCUGGAAUCUACGGGAGAGUCAUGCUCCAGUCCAGAUCAGGAUAACCAAGAAGGCACUGUACAGUCAGGGUCAGGCCCAGAAUACAUCAAAUGCGAUCAUCCUAAUUGCAAAUGGAGUGGAAGAUGUCCGUCUGACAAAAGGAAACACGAAGCAAGACAUAAGAAAUUGUUCAAAUGCGAUGAACCAAACUGUGCCCGCAGAGAGGGUUUCGGUACCAUCAAUGAUCUGGCCCGACAUAAGAAAUGUGUCCACAAAAAAGAGCCUAUGCGUGGCCCCAAAGUCAUAUAUAUGUGCUUUGGACAAAAUUGCACGCGCAAAGACAAGAUGUGGCCACGUCUGGAUAAUUUCAAACAGCACCUGACGCGGAUGCACGGUAAUGAGGAUGCUGCGGAGUUGUUGAAGAAAUCCGAAAAGUGGUACCAAGAAUAUGUCAAAACACAAACGGCAAUCCCGGAUGGCUUGCCGAGGAACGAUAUGGGAUUUUUUGGGCGACAGGAUAGUUGCACUGCCGUCAUCCCAAGCCAAACUGUUACUAGCUCGGAUUUCCAAUGGUCACUAGAACUUGAAACCUCGAAAACGGUGAUCAGUGAAUCCAGUCAUGGCACUACGAGUCUUCAGAGUAGUCCUGUUGCUCCUCCGAUGCAGUCUUACAUUCAUGACGAAAUAACGACUCAGUCACCGCUACUCAAGUCCAAUGAUCAGCCACCACCACGAAUGAGAACAGACAGCAUCCGCUCAACUGAAACUGCUAGAGAUAGGAACGUGGAAACCAUUGUCACCGAAGCUGCGGGGAGUGUAAUCAACGCCAUGUCGAAACUAAUGGACCGCAACCAACACAGGCAGCAACAGCAACUAGGUGAGGGAGUUGACAUGAUGGAUCCGAACUCGGAAUUAUGUGGUCGGAAGAAAGAGCUACUCCAGAAGAUUUUCGCUGCCGCAUUAGAUCAGCUGUCAUCCGACCAAUCUGCUACAAAAGUUGCUUCGGAUCCGCAACCAGAGGCUGGUAAGGAGAGCUGGUUCACGUGCACUCAUUGUCCGAAGCGUACGAGGCUGCGCUGUGAAAUGAAGAAACACCAGAAACGUCAUGAACGGCCAUACGGAUGCACGUUCAAUGGGUGUAACAAGACCUUUGGUAGCAAGGCCGAUUGGAAGCGGCAUGAGAGCUCGCAGCAUUUUCACUUACAAGGCUGGCGCUGUACCAUGCCAGACCCGGACAAUAGCCAUGUGACAUGUGCCCGCUUCUUCGACCAACAGGAAGUGUACGUGCAACACCUGCGGGAGCAGCAUUGCGAAGAUGAGGAUGUCGUGCAAAUGGCCAUGAAAAACAGCUAUCUUGAUCCGAACGGACAAGAACAAUAUUGGUGUGGAUUUUGUCGGGAUAUCAUACCUCUCCGCAGCCGUGGUCUGGCGGCGAGGAAUGAGCGAUUCAACCAUAUCGACUCUCAGCACAUCAAGAAGGGCCAGCGCAUUGGCGAUUGGCUACCAUUAUUGGGACACAUGACGAAGAAACAACACACAGAUACCGAAUACGACACGCGAGCAACGAGUGACGAGGAUUAUGAAGAAAAUGAUGAUGACGAGAGCCCUCGCAGCACUUGCCUGUGGGACCGGAUGAGUUACGAUGGUUCAGGCAAAGCCAUGUUCCUGAAACAGAAUGACAUUGGGUUGAAGAAGCGACGGAGAGUUAGCCCUGGUACUGAUUCCCGGAAGUCCAGGAGAAGAAACUCUGUCGAGGAUUCAGAUUGUGAUUCCACGGAGUGCGAUUAUUUGGAACCGGUUCCGGAAUUGUUUAGUUGA